This is a messenger RNA of Lachancea lanzarotensis, 1425 nucleotides long. RefSeq names its product LALA0S03e09934g1_1 (gene CIT2). Gene Ontology annotation, cellular component: mitochondrial matrix. The record is from RefSeq and is a predicted model, not a curated record. The coding region runs from base 1 to 1425 and encodes 474 amino acids. The transcript has a single exon. NCBI's taxonomy places the organism in Eukaryota, Fungi, Ascomycota, Saccharomycetes, Saccharomycetales, Saccharomycetaceae. Gene Ontology annotation, biological process: carbohydrate metabolic process; citrate metabolic process; tricarboxylic acid cycle.
AUGUCCCUUUUGGUAUCAUACAGAAACACACUAGCACGCGGUCUGCUGCAGAAGCCUUUGACAGCUGCUGUUGCUGGCUUGAGUGCCACACGCUACUACAGCAAUGGCGAAAAAACACUAAAGGAGCGUUUCGCAGAGCUUUUCCCCGCUAAAGCUGAAGAAAUCAAACAACUCCGCAAAGAACACGGAAAAACAGUGAUCGGAGAAGUGCUGCUGGAACAAGCGUACGGUGGUAUGCGUGGUAUUAAGGGUCUGGUGUGGGAAGGUUCCGUAUUGGACCCAGAAGAGGGUAUUCGUUUCAGAAAUCGCACCAUUCCAGAUAUCCAAAAAGAGCUUCCAAAGGGUGCUGGUGGCUCUGAGCCGCUUCCAGAAGCUCUUUUCUGGCUGCUGCUGACGGGUGAGGCCCCAACUGAAUCCCAGGUUAAGGCUCUUUCCGCAGAUUUGGCCUCGAGAUCCGAACUUCCAGAGCACGUUUCCCAGCUUCUGGACUCGUUGCCUAAGGACUUGCACCCAAUGGCUCAAUUUUCGAUCGCAGUGACUGCUUUAGAGAGCGAAUCCAAGUUUGCCAAAGCCUACGCCCAAGGUGUCUCCAAGAAGGAUUACUGGAACUACACAUUCGAGGACUCUUUGGACUUAAUCGGUAAACUGCCAGUGAUUGCAUCAAAGAUUUACCGCAACGUUUUCAAGGAUGGCAAGCUACCAAGUGUCGACCCUAACGCCGAUUUCGGUAAGAACUUGGCUCAGCUUCUUGGUUUCCAGAACGAAGAAUUUGUUGAGCUCAUGAGAUUGUACCUAACUAUCCACGCCGACCACGAAGGUGGUAACGUCUCCGCUCACACCACCCAUUUGGUUGGUUCGGCUCUAUCGUCUCCAUACUUAUCCUUUUCUGCUGGUUUGGGCGGCCUUGCUGGCCCAUUGCACGGGCGUGCCAACCAAGAAGUUUUGGAAUGGUUGUUCAAGCUCAGAGAGGAAGUCAAGGGUGACUACUCCAAGAGCACUAUCGAGAACUACCUAUGGGAAACGUUGAACGCUGGUAGAGUUGUUCCAGGCUAUGGUCACGCCGUUUUGCGUAAGACGGAUCCUCGCUACACCGCUCAACGUGAAUUCGCCCUAAGACAUUUCCCAGACUACGACCUAUUCAAACUUGUCUCUACCAUUUACGAGGUCGCUCCUGAGGUGUUGAGUAAGCAUGGUAAAACCAAGAACCCAUGGCCAAAUGUGGACUCACACUCCGGUAUUCUGUUGCAGUACUACGGCUUAACUGAGGCUUCUUUCUACACUGUAUUGUUUGGUGUAUCUAGAGCUUUGGGUGUUCUUGCCCAACUGAUCAUCGACAGAGCCGUUGGCCAACCUAUCGAGAGGCCAAAGUCAUUCUCUACUGAGAAAUACAUCCAACUCGUCAACGCGAUCAACGCCAAGAAGUGA